AUGCCUUCGCCUCUGACGUCCCUCUCGGCCCUCUGGGCUCCCUCCGACCCCCGUCCACCCCAAGGAUGUCAGCUGCGUUAUCGGGAGAACAUCGUUCAUCGAACCCAGCUCCUUCUCACUCUCCUCGAGGACUACGUCGACUUUUACGCGCAGGAGAAGUUCGGCAACAGCUGGGCUGUGAUGGACGCCAUUUUCAGUCCGGAAGUGGACGCACACUUGGUGCUCGUGUGCGACCAACAGCUCGAGUGCGACCAGGUCCUCCCUCGCCUGCCCUCGCCCCCCUCGACCUCCCCCGAGUCCGAGGAGCUCCUCCAACAACUGCUCACUCUCAGCCGUCGCUACGCCCUCGCCCUCGAGCUGGUGUUCCUCGACCAGUCUCUCCACGAGGACCACUUGGUCCUCCUGGAGAGGACGGACCAGAUCUACAGACACGUCCAGGGCCUCGUGGACGUGAUCGUGGCCCAGGUGGAGCAGUGCCGAGUGGACGCAGACGACGCCGUGGUCGCGAGGCUGGCGGGGAAGCUGUACAAGGGCGCCUCCUCCGACGGGAGGAACCAGCGCGGCUUCCGCACCUUGAGGCAGUGUCUGUUGGGGCUUCGCUACAUCAGGAGCCUCUUGUAGUCGAGCCUCCUCUCG
Messenger RNA from Penaeus indicus, 636 nucleotides. RefSeq lists its product as uncharacterized. The record is from RefSeq and is a predicted model, not a curated record. Bases 1 to 621 code for a protein of 206 amino acids. Lineage: Eukaryota; Metazoa; Arthropoda; Malacostraca; Decapoda; Penaeidae. The transcript has 2 exons.